CAAUCACCAACCAAAACACCAGACACUAGAAAGUGCAUGCAGCUGUCGAUCAUCCUCGAAAAAGUAGGUUUUUUUUCUUCACGUAUCGGUAUCGUCUUGCAUCUCCGUCAUUUGUUUUGUACUUGUAGUUGAUCAAGUAUUCUUGUGGUUCCUUCGGAGUUCCACAAAUCUCCACCUAAAAACAGUAUCUCGUUUUUAUUUUACCAGCCCUGCUUCGCGCUUCUGGAUCAGGUGUGUCAAACACGGGAUUAGGAGGCUGUCUGUGUCGUAUUAGUGUAUGGUUUCACCCGGUAUUGAGGCAUUCUUUGGCGACGUAAUGAAAGUCGAUGAAGAGUAUUCGCGAAGAAUCAUGUGAAAAUCAUCUUUCGUUUCGUCCUUAGAUGUUAACGAAGCCGUUGCCUUACCUCGUUUAUGUCGGGCACUGAACGUCGUUGCGUCGUUGAUUCUCUGCGCCGAGAGCAGAACAAGCAGCUUCUUGCUCCUACCUCCGUUUGUGAAAAAUCGUUCACACCGAGAUGACACCAUCAUCUUCUCGAUUGUUGCUUUUCUUCGCAUUACCAAGCUGUUUUUUGGACGUGCGCGGGUCUGCGGGUGAGGACUUUUACACACCACUUCGACGAAGCCACAGAGGAAAGCAGCACCACCGUCGCGGGGCGCGUCUGCACGCAAAUCUUCACAAUGUUUUGACGCAUCACGUGGUCACUGCGCCGACGGCUGCGCCUUUAAGUAGUUCGUCACGGCAGGCGCAGGUGCACUACCACAGGGUAGAUCGAAGGCAUGGCAGGAGCAAGAAUCAAGCCGAGGCAAAUUUACAGCGACGCCUGCGACAAUCGUCGCGGCACAGGACGAGGAAGACUUUCCACAAUUUGGUGAACAACCAUAUGGCGUUCUCAAUUGUUACAUUCUCAACUGUUACAUAAAUUUGUGAGGCAAGAAUGGCAACAGGGAAAGGCCGGAUCUUGCAACUCUUACAUUACAAAUUCGGCACAGAUUCCCACGCUGUUUAGCCCUUCGAAAAUUUGUCAUGCGAGGCAGCUUCACUGUGUGGACGUUGAUGCUCAUUUUGCACGACAAAUUCAGAAUGUAACAUUUGAGAACUCCAUAAACCACCACCACCGGGAUGCGAAGGCGGAACCUGGGGCUACCCCGGCACUGGAUCUCAUGCGCCACUUGUCUGCGCGAGAUGUAUAGGAGAGGACUUAUUUCUGUUUAUUUUCAAAAAUCAAAAAAAUGCUCUUCGAUUUAUACACAGUACUCCUCGGUGACGUUGCAUAAAAACAUAAGUGAAAAAGAAAAGUAGCAGCUAUAAUUUUCUUCGCCAUCAAACAAAGGUCCUGGAUACCCAGCACCCGGCUCUGCAUGAGAUUGUGAAAGUAGCGAAGGAGGUGGCUGAGUCCCACGACGAGGAUCUGGCGAGUGCAACCAUUCCGGUGAUUGAGGAGUCGCUGGACAAGCUGCAAGCGCUGGUCGCCCAGGACCCGGGGGCGUCCGACUUCAUCUCGGACAUGCGAGCGCAGGUGUGUGCGCAGAAAAAGGACACCGAGUACGAUAAGUGCAAGACCUUCAUGGACAGCUACUGCAGUACCAAGGGGGAGACCGCUGCCUGCAAAGCCUUCAUGGGCGAUGACGAGGAGGAAGAAGAGGAAGAAACCACCACACCGCCGCCCCCGGAACCGGAAACCAUAGAACAACCGGUCCCAGAGGCGGACGAGGGCGAAGCAGAUCUCGUGGUCGACGACCAGGCCCCCGGGAAGGCCCCGACUCCGCUGCCGGAGCAAGGGUAACGAGGUCGCUGUUAGUACUUCUCCAGCUGCAAACGACCAAUGAUGUCACCCUGUAUCAGAUUCAGAAGUGCCUCACAUUCAUACAACCUCUCCAUAUGAUAUGGCUGAUAUCUUGUUCCACAUAGUAAAAGUAAUCUUCAUCGGUUUGCCUAUGCUUGUGCACAAAUAAAGGUUUGAAGGAGAAAAUGUGGCGCACAUUGACGGCGAAACCCAGACGGAUGAUUGGCGCCACGAAUUCGGACCGGGUCAGCCGGACACGUACGAUUCUAUUUGCGCGGAACAUCCGGGGAACGAAUGGUGCCGGAUGCACGGGUACGGGUCACCCUUUCACGCGGGCGCGUUUUCUGCGAAACCGUUUCUCACCUCAAUUUUUGCUAGCUUGUGGCUGGGCUACUACGUGCUGCUGUGAACAGGGGGCCACAACCUGAUGAACAUUGUGAAGCGUCGAGCUGGGCACCUGCGAACAAAAUGAAAGCAUGAGCAACAACUUUUUUCCGUUUGACACGAAUCAAUGAAUUGGUAAACCCGUUGAAUUUUUUUCCGACAGUUCCUGGCUCGCCUGAUAGUGUUUUUGUACUUCAACGGUUCAACGCUAUCAAAGAAGCUUGUGCUCGCCUUGAAAUUGUUUCCGAAACACGGUGGUGAUGAAUGCUGAAAGCAUCAGGCUGUCGUGGAGGUCGAGGCUCGCGAUCAUUUCAUGCAUGGAGAGCAAGUUAAAUUCCUUUGCCACCUCUUUCUACGAUCGUGCUCGUAGUUCCCGCUUAUUGAGACGAUCGCAAAGGUAGUUGACUUGAGGCUCAC
Messenger RNA from Amoebophrya sp. A120, 2585 nucleotides. NCBI's taxonomy places the organism in Eukaryota, Dinophyceae, Syndiniales, Amoebophryaceae. The record is from the annotation of a GenBank genome assembly.